AUGUAGGAGCGUUUACAAAUUACGGUAGUUCAGUAACAAUGUCGUAAACCAUUUUUUUAAUGUGUAAGAUAUUCUACCGAUAAUAUUAGACAGGCAAGUAUGUUUUAAUUAUUCAGGCGUGAUACCCAUUUAAAUUUGAAGAGAUAAAUGUUCCUAUCAAUUGAUUUUUUUUACGACAACAAAUAACGAUAUACGGUACAUGCAUCACCGUGGCGCUUUGUUUUAAAAUAAUAAUACCCAAACAUGCGCCUGUCUACAUUGACUUCCUUGUUUCUGGCUACUUUAGACGAAGUACGAAAUACCUCUCGAAAGAAAUGCGGAAGAUUUCAUAAACGUAAUCUUAAGCAGGUAACACCAUGUUUAGAACAUGUGCCGAUAGUCGAAAGAAGAUCUUAUGAUCACAAUUAUACAUAGCCAUCGGACUUUAGGGUUCAGGAAAAGUUGAUAGAUGUGGACAUGGUGGAAUACGAGUAUUUUACAACAGAGGAAGCCUGGAAAACUGGAAGGAGAAUUGUGGAACUUGACACAUUAUCUGAAGGUUUAAAGUCAUGUUUUGCCUGUGCCAGCCCUUUAUAUCUGGAAAACACAGUAAACAGUAAGAACUUUGGGCUUGCCAGUGUACUUGACAUCGCUUGUCAGAAGUGCGGCAAAGUCAAACGUGUGCACACUGGUCGUAAGCAUGGGAAAGUCUACGACAUGAACACAAAGCUUGCAAUUGCUAUGGCACAUUCUGGAGUUGGUGUUAGACAGAUAAACAGUAUUUUAUCUGCAUUAAACAUUCCACCUGUCAACCAUUCCUUGCUUGUUAGGAGACAGAAUGAAGCUGGACAGGCAUUAGAGGAUGUUGCCAAAGCCAGAACUGAGAAGUAUUUGCAACAGGAAGUUAACUUGAAUUGAGAGCAGAAAAAUGAAAUUGAAGUCAGUGUGGAUGCUGGGUGGCAGAAAAGAGGGAGUGGGAAGGCAUAUGGUAGUUUUUCAGAACGAACAUCACAUAUUACUCAGAUAGCAGCUGUACAUGAUUCCAGUACAUUUUCUAC
Messenger RNA from Ruditapes philippinarum (Manila clam), 1037 nucleotides. RefSeq lists its product as uncharacterized. The transcript is spliced from 5 exons. The coding region runs from base 457 to 897 and encodes 146 amino acids. Lineage: Eukaryota; Metazoa; Mollusca; Bivalvia; Venerida; Veneridae. The record is from RefSeq and is a predicted model, not a curated record.